Molecule: messenger RNA, 723 nt
Organism: Ochotona princeps (American pika)
Lineage: Eukaryota; Metazoa; Chordata; Mammalia; Lagomorpha; Ochotonidae
Product: testis-specific Y-encoded protein 1-like
Exons: 6
Coding region: 1-723 (240 amino acids)
Biological process (GO): nucleosome assembly
Cellular component (GO): chromatin; nucleus
Molecular function (GO): histone binding; chromatin binding
Source: RefSeq, a predicted model, not a curated record
AUGGCCCUGCGCGACCCGGGCCCCGGGUGUCUGUCCUCCCUGCUGCAGCAGCUGCAGUGGCUAGAAGAGCGGCAGAGAUCCCUGAGUGCAGGGAGCCAACGGGCUUUUUGCCUGCUUCAGGCCGAGCUGGCGACCAGGCUCAGGCCGUACCUGCUGCGCAGAAAGGCCAUCCUCAGGGCCAUCCCAGCUUUCUGGCACAAAGCCUGCCUCAGGUGUCUCCUUGACCCCAAGUGGAUUACACACCACCCCGAGCUGAGGAGUCUCAUCAACGAGAAGGAUGAAGAUGUGCUGAGCUACGUGGUUGGCUUGGAGGUCAAGCAGCUGAGCUGUGGCCAGGGACACUGCAGAAUAUGCUUUUGCUUCCGGCAGAACCCCUACUUCUGCAAUGAUGAGAUCUGCAAGGAUUACUAUCGCAGCAUGCGUGGAUACAGGGCUGUAUGUUCCAGCGCGAUCCGGUGGUUCUGUGACUGUGACGGUGAUCCACCCGCCUACAGCCCGGGCUCCUGCCCACCCAGCUUCUUGGAUUGGCUGACGGACCAUGCUUUCCCAGGCACCAACAGCAUUGCCAAGAUCAUCUGCGACAACCUGUGGCUCAAUCCCCUGCUGUACUAUCCCAGGGAGGAUGUCAGCUUCACGGGAACCGUACCGGAAGUGGGGGCUGUGCAGGAGGUGGAGCAAGAAGAGGAGGAGGAGGAAGAAGAGGAGGAAGAGGAAGUAGACUGA